This is a messenger RNA of Syzygium oleosum, 402 nucleotides long. RefSeq names its product antifungal protein ginkbilobin-like protein. The coding region runs from base 1 to 402 and encodes 133 amino acids. The transcript has a single exon. Gene Ontology annotation, cellular component: plasmodesma. The record is from RefSeq and is a predicted model, not a curated record. Lineage: Eukaryota; Viridiplantae; Streptophyta; Magnoliopsida; Myrtales; Myrtaceae.
AUGGAUACUCCUUCAAGAGUUGCAAUUAUGCUAGUUGGGUCCCUUUUGAUGUUCCAUGUUGUUCAAGGUGCUCCGGACACCAGCAUAGUUUAUGGUGGUUGCAAUAUCGGUACCUAUUCGAGCGGCGACCCUUACGCUAGCAGCGUGGCUUAUGUCCUCGCGGACAUGGAGACCGUGACCCCGAAUCACGCGAACUAUGACUACUUCACCACGUCUCCUUAUCCCACAGUGGUUGCCUAUGGUCACGCCACCUGUAACUCGGCGCUUUCUUAUAGCGAUUGCGGCAUAUGCGUCAGCGCUGCUAAGGCCCGGAUACUGGCGGACUGUCCGAAAAGUGUUGGCGUCCACAUGGUGUUUGAAGAUUGUAGUAUGAGGUAUGAAAGCUAUUCAUUCACCGAUUAA